Messenger RNA from Exophiala aquamarina CBS 119918, 150 nucleotides. RefSeq lists its product as uncharacterized. The record is from RefSeq and is a predicted model, not a curated record. The transcript has 2 exons. Gene Ontology annotation, biological process: outer mitochondrial membrane organization. The annotation marks the transcript as partial. NCBI's taxonomy places the organism in Eukaryota, Fungi, Ascomycota, Eurotiomycetes, Chaetothyriales, Herpotrichiellaceae.
AUGGCGCUCCCGAACCUUCGUCGUCUGUUUGUCGAAGCGCGAACGGAGGCUGAAGAAAAUGAAUAUUCCCGCAAUGCUUUCUACAAUCUGGUGUUGUUCAUCUCGUCGGUCGCAGUAUUCAGUCUGGUUGCUCAGCGGAUGAGCGGUAAU